AUGUCAUCGCCAUUUCGAGUACUUUCGCCAUCCCGAGUACAAACUAAAUUCGAGGAAAAUUCCCUACCCGCUAGAUACUUCACUGGAAUCAUGAUAUUUUGUUUUGUGGUAGGUACCGACCUUGAGAACGUCUUUGAAAUUGAAGGCUUCGCAGAAAUGAGCAUUUCGAAACUAAGGGAUGUAAUCUAUGAGAAGAAAAAGAAAUUUUUCGAAAACCAAAGUUAUGAUUCCUGCGAUUUGAACCUAUGGGUGGUGGAUAUACCUUACGAUACAGAGAACGUUCAACUGAGAACACUUCAAAACAGAUCCCGUGAUAUGGAGAAAGAAAAAAUUAUUAUACAAGAACUCGGAGGUAAAAAGUUGUCUCCAGUUGAUGAUAUUGGCGACAUCUUUACGUAUGACUCCAAGCAUAUCCGUAUCAUCGUACAAAUUCCAACGCCUCCGCCUGCCACCACUGUUACGCCGAAGUACAUCCCUUCUGACGAAGUUAAAAUUGAAAUUAAAAACAAAGUUUUGAAGACCUUUCCACACGUAGAGAUUUCUUCAGAGCUUAUUGACGCGCUCGCCUUGAUUUGGGACGUCAGGGUAGCGUAUAAUGACUUCCCAGGCCAACAAAAUGAUCCGUAUGUUGAACUGAAGAAGGAACCCUCUUUUUUCAAAGUAAAUUUUCCCCGUGGGAUAACCAAGGAAACUUCAAAAACGGUUGAUCUGUGUCUCCCUUCCUAUAGUAAAUCCGGAAUGAACUAUCACAAUCCCUUUUAUGAUGAUCCACAAUUCACAAAAAUAGUUUCUCUUGUGCAAACAAAGAUUGAUGAAAAUCCGGGAGACAUAAUUGUGAUUUCUGGGGUUUCAGGUGGUGGAAAAACAUCAACAUCAUUUGGAAUUGCUAUGAAAAAUUGGUCAAUUUAUAUUGAUUUUUCUCCUCGCUUAGGGAAUUAUCCUGGCAGCCAGUUGCAAUCAGAGCUUAAAGAAAUCAGAGGUGCAAACCCCCAGUUUGAACGUAUUGAUCAACAAAAUAGAGCAUUUCAAUUGCUUGACAUAGCAGUAAUCUCACGCGGACUUUUACUUAUUAAGAUGCUUACUGAGGGAAAAAUUUCAACACCAAGUGAAUGGCUGUUUGUACAGCUUCGAAACAUGACUGAUUCUAAAAUCCGAGAGAAAUUAGGCAAUGAAAUUUAUGAUAAAACAAGUCUUUACUUUUCCAAUAUUAUCCAAGAGAUUAACGAUUUACUCAGUAUAAGUAAUCUAGUCUUAAUAUUUGAUGAGGCACAAGUCCUAUGUGAGUCCGUAUAUGGAAAAUAUGAAGGGAGUUCAGUUCCUGGCAAAAAGUGGAGUCUUUUGCAAGGUUAUGUAGCACAUCUUAUCCAGCAUCCCGUUACCUGCCUUCUUGCUGGAACAUACAUGCAUAUGGCGAGCGGAAUUUCUCUUGUCACUUCUAUUGGAAAAUUCCCACGUAUGCACGCUCAUAUUGUUCUAAAACUUCCCUUUCUCUUAUAUGAUGAUGUCCUGCGUAACCUUGAUGCCGUAUUUGAUAUGACGCAUGUUAUGCCAAACAUUCGCGACCUCUUAGGAUAUGUUCUCCAGGGGCGACCUCGAAACUGUGCAUCAUUUGUUCAGCUAUUAAUAACAAAGAAUAGAUCAAUUGGUAAAACGAAAAAUCAAGUGUUAAAAGCACUUAUUCCGUUGUGGUAUAACAACAUGUGCUCUGAUAUGGCAAAAUAUUUGCUAACUGCGUGUGAAUAUUUUGGUGCAGAUCAUAUAAAUCCAGAGAAAGCAAUUAUGGAUGUUCUUAGACUUCGUGUUUUUUAUAAUCAUAAUUACAUGGAAGCUAUAAGACUUCUCCAGCAUAGCAUCAUUCCUUGCAUGUCACCAGAAUGCAUUGUUCUUGGCUCUAAAGAUGAAGUUUCUAAUGAAAUCGAAAUAAACCCAUCGUUUGAAUCUUAUCUUAUUGACGGCAUUGCAUUAUAUCUAAAAAAGACACAAAGACAAAUGGUAGAUGUCUUUGUUGACAACAUUAUCACGCUUAAUAAUAUUUCAUCAAUUGGCAAUGAACUUGAUGCAGUUUUUAUUACAGCAAUCAUUAAUAAACGUGGGUUUAAUGCACGAAAAGAACUUAAUAAAUGGAAAAAUGGACAACAAUUUGACCUUCCUUCAUGGAUCACUCCCACAAUGGAGUUUGUUACAACUUCAAAUCUAUCAGGAUGCAUUCCUAUAGUCAAAUAUGUUAGUGAUCCGAUGUAUUACUCUUAUGCAAUUCAACCGGAGAUAUACUCAGGAUCAGAUGUUGUGUUUUAUCUUGCAGAUGAUAAUCACAAUACGCUGCUAGUAUCGGUAAGCUGUACAGUUUCUUGUGAUCCUAUUAAUAAAGAUAAAGUCAUGGAACAGUCAAUGAAGGCAUGUUUGAGGCAUCAAUAUAUGGAAUGUCGAAAAAAAGAUGAAGAACAAUUUUCUUCUAGGAAACCAAACCGCCUCCAAAUUGGUCUUGAUAAGAGUAAUGAUUUACCGUAUGACUUUACAGCUAAUGAAGGGGACAAUAUGGAAUGUUCAAGAAAGCGGAAAAAAGAUGAAGAAGAAUUUUCUUCUAGGAAACCAAAACGCCUUCUUGGUAAGAGUAAUGAUUUACCGUAUGACUCCACAGCUAAUGAAGGGGACAAUUUAGAAAGAGAGAAGGAAAAGAAGAAAGAAAAGAAGAAGGAAAAGAAGAAAGGGAAGAAAGAUUUAAAUUAUGAUUUAAACUACACUGAGAAUACCAAGAACUAUCGGAUAUCUAAGGUCCCUGAGCACGCAAAUUAUCACGAGCAAAUCAAAACUUCUACAGAGAAUCAAAGACAUAUUUAUGUUUUACUGGAGCUUCCACAUAGAAAAGACAAAAGACCAGAGUUAUUUCGGUUCAAUGAAUAUGGUGACCUUGUGAUUGUUGUGGAUGAUCGUAACAUGGAAUAUAUUUUUGGACCAGCCAUUAAGAAGCUAGUGGAAAGAAUUAGGCGUGUAAAAAAACUCCCCAAAAAAUAG
Molecule: messenger RNA, 3012 nt
Organism: Rhizophagus irregularis DAOM 181602=DAOM 197198
Lineage: Eukaryota; Fungi; Glomeromycota; Glomeromycetes; Glomerales; Glomeraceae
Source: RefSeq, a predicted model, not a curated record